Parus major (Great Tit) is the source of this 761-nucleotide messenger RNA. It is a transcript of the gene LSM10, whose product is annotated as LSM10, U7 small nuclear RNA associated. Lineage: Eukaryota; Metazoa; Chordata; Aves; Passeriformes; Paridae. The transcript has 2 exons. Gene Ontology annotation, molecular function: U7 snRNA binding; histone pre-mRNA DCP binding. Bases 132 to 734 code for a protein of 200 amino acids. Gene Ontology annotation, cellular component: cytoplasmic U snRNP body; nuclear body. Gene Ontology annotation, biological process: mRNA 3'-end processing by stem-loop binding and cleavage. The record is from RefSeq and is a predicted model, not a curated record.
AUGAGAGUGCAAGGGGAAAUGUGUGUGUUCACAGGUGAGCAUUGGAGGUUUGGUACAGUGUGCAGGUGAGAGUGCAAGGGGUGAUGUGUGUGUGCAGGUGAGCAUUUGAGGUUUGGUACAGUGUGCUAGAUAUGUGUUCAGGGCAGCGUUCAGGGGCUGCUUCAUGUGCAGAUGAGCAUGCAGGGGCUGCUCCAUGUGCAGGGGUUGGCCCAUGGGAAGGGACUGGUCCCUGUGAGCUGCAGUGGGUGGGUGGGUGUCCCCAGCCCCAGGGCAUACCCUGUCCCGCCACAGCUGCCAUGGAGGUGAGCCAUUCGGUGAAGGAGCGCACCAUCGCCGAGAACAGCCUGGUGAUCCUGCUGCAGGGCCUGUGUGGCCGCGUCACCACCGUGGAGCUGCGUGAUGAGAGCGCGGCCAUGGGGUGCAUCACUAGUGUGGAUGCCUUCAUGAACGUGCGCCUGGCCAAGGUGACCUUCACGGACAGGCAGGGUGCUGUGUCCCACCUGGAUGAGCUCUUUGUGACCGGCAGGAACAUCCGCUAUGUGCACAUCCCUGAUGAGGUGGACAUCCGGGCCACCAUUGAGGAGCAGCUGCAGGCCAUCCACAGGGUGCGGUGCUUCGGGGGCCGCAACAAGGGCCGCAGGGAGUUCCCUUGUGCCAAGCACAGGGACUUGGGGCUCUGCGGUUCCCCCCAUUGGUGCCUGCAGAGGAGCAGGACUGUUUUUUGUAGUGAAUAACAUCACUUAAAGUCUCUGUGGUCUCUC